Messenger RNA from Brettanomyces bruxellensis, 195 nucleotides. RefSeq lists its product as uncharacterized. The record is from RefSeq and is a predicted model, not a curated record. The coding region runs from base 1 to 195 and encodes 64 amino acids. Lineage: Eukaryota; Fungi; Ascomycota; Pichiomycetes; Pichiales; Pichiaceae. The transcript is spliced from 2 exons.
AUGAGACAAGGAGGAAAAAAGAAGCCAUUAAAAAAGCCUAAGAAGAAGGAACAAAAUCUGUCGGAAGAAGAUAAGGCAUUUAAGGAGAAGCAAAAGGAGGAGGCUAAAUUAAAGAAGCAGAUGGCGUCUAAGGCUUCUGGUCAUGGACCAAUUGUCACAGGUGGUAUCAAACAUUCUGGUAAGAAGCAUCAUUGA